This is a messenger RNA of Didymodactylos carnosus, 411 nucleotides long. The record is from the annotation of a GenBank genome assembly. Lineage: Eukaryota; Metazoa; Rotifera; Eurotatoria; Philodinida; Philodinidae.
AUGCUUUCUAAAAAGAAAGUUAACAAAGAAAAUCAUCAGGAACAACAAGUGCCGAUUAAAAAGUCAAAAAAACAUUUUGAGAGUAUAACAAUUCAACCAACAUUCGAACAAACCAAAAUCAACCUCAAUGAAUUGUUUAACGACGAAAUUAAACAACGAGAAAAAGAAGUGUUAGAGAAACUGAAUUAUGUACAGAGUGAUACAAUUAAAUUGCAAACCUCAAGAGAAAAACUUCAAAAAUUAUCAUCAUUUGUUGAAAAACGUUUUAGUGAAUUACGUACAGAUAAAUCAAAUCCAGGUGUUGAUAAAUUACAAAUAUUAAUCGAUAAAAAUGAUCGAUUAUCACGUAUCAAUCCUGAUCGAACGUAUGUUAUUGAACAUUUACAAAAUGCUUCUAGUAUAUUAAACUGA